AUGACCCCGAUUCGAUGUGCAACAUUAUCCUCUCGCACGACGUCCAAGUGCAAUACUUUGCAAAAUUCGUCUUUCCGGGGAGGGAAAGCGCGUCGCGAAUUAGUUAUUCAAAUGGCCGCUACGAAAGAGAAAAAAAACGCAGAUCUUGUGCGUCUUACGGACCUCUUGAAUGCCCAGGAAACAAUGGUUGUUGCCGCAGUAAAUUAUAAAGGCUUAUCGGUGAAGAAUAUGAUCAAAUUCCGACGAGAACUUCCAGAUGGCGCCACGCUAAUGAUAGCUAAGAACACGUUGAUGCGAAAAGCGAGUGAAAAUACGAAAUUCUCGACAAUAAGUGAGUGUUCUAAAGGAAUGAAUGCUUGGUUAUUCGUCGAUGAAAAUGUUGCACCAACCUUCAAGAAGUUUAGAUCAUUGGCAAAAGAUUGGAAAAAAGAGGGCGCAGAGAUUGAUUUUACAGGUGCUGUAUUGGAUGAGAAGUUUUUGUCGCCUUCUGAACUUAAACCUCUGGAGUCUCUACCGACUAAGAUGGACUUAAUUCAAAAGAUAGCUGUCGGCCUUAAACAAGUUCCUACAAAAGUGGCACGCGGCACUAAGCAAAUCCCAUCAAGAAUUGGAUAUGGAGUUCGUGCUAUUGCAAAUAGUGAAAGUGAUUUGAUAAGUGAAUAA
This is a messenger RNA of Bathycoccus prasinos, 663 nucleotides long. RefSeq lists its product with no specific name. The record is from RefSeq and is a predicted model, not a curated record. Lineage: Eukaryota; Viridiplantae; Chlorophyta; Mamiellophyceae; Mamiellales; Bathycoccaceae. The coding region runs from base 1 to 663 and encodes 220 amino acids. Gene Ontology annotation, molecular function: structural constituent of ribosome. Gene Ontology annotation, cellular component: large ribosomal subunit. Gene Ontology annotation, biological process: translation. The transcript has 2 exons.